Mugil cephalus (flathead mullet) is the source of this 885-nucleotide messenger RNA. RefSeq lists its product as uncharacterized. Gene Ontology annotation, cellular component: membrane. The record is from RefSeq and is a predicted model, not a curated record. The transcript is spliced from 6 exons. Bases 155 to 679 code for a protein of 174 amino acids. Lineage: Eukaryota; Metazoa; Chordata; Actinopteri; Mugiliformes; Mugilidae.
AGCUUUCGCGCAUUCCAAAUACCGCUUUAAUGUCGAGAUAUUUCGCCAUGAGAAGUUCAUGCUAAGGACAAACCAGACAAAUCUGUUCUCUCGGCGUUACGCACAAACGUUGUCGGUAUCAUCGAGAGGUCUCACAGACUUUUAGCCAAGAAACAUGGCUUCUGUGGAGACGCAGCCUUCAGCUGAAUUCAGGCUACACCGCCUCGCUCCAUGGUUUGACCCAGAGAGUGCCGCGGUGACGACCAUCCUGUUGGGACUGUUCCAGGUGCUGCUCGCUGCCUCGGUUGCUCAAACAGACGAAGUUCUACCGAAACUCUUCGUGCUGCCACUGGUUUCGGGACUUCUGAUUGUGGCAGGAGGUUCCCUCACUGUGGCCAAUGAGAGGAACCCAAGCAGAUUACUGCUCCGAGGUUGCGCCUGCAGUAACGGGGUCGGCCUGCUGGGGGCGUUGCUCGCCUUCUGUCUUUACUGCUACACCCUGAGCCUUCAAGACACGGAAGAAGAAUGCCCAUCCAUUCCACAUGAGUACUACUACCAAUCAUUUUACAGCUGUCCACCAACAGACCUGGCGAAAUUAACCUCGAGUGUGACACUGCUGUUGCUGCUCUAUGACACCGGAGCCGCCAUCAUGCACUGUCUUCUGUCGGUCUCUGCCUUCAAAACGCUUAAAACUGACUAAGGUGCAUGCACGCGUGGGUGCAUGCAAACACACAGAGCCAUGGGGCGAGGGGAAUUCAUGCAUCUGUAAUCUCUGCCUUUAUUCAGGAAAAAGGCAAUGGAUAAAGGCGGCUGAAAAGUCUGUGGAUGAUGCUUAAAUGUUAAAAAUGUGUUGUGUGUACACAUCUGUAAAGAGACAAUACAUAAAUAAAACUUAACUCAACUAAA